Messenger RNA from Chironomus riparius, 1069 nucleotides. NCBI's taxonomy places the organism in Eukaryota, Metazoa, Arthropoda, Insecta, Diptera, Chironomidae. The record is from the annotation of a GenBank genome assembly.
CCGUUUGUUUUGGUUUCUUAUUUCUCCUUACUCGCAAGUGAUUUUUCUUUUAAGUUGAGUUUUUGUUAUUAUUACCAAUAUGUUUAAACGCCUUGCACUGUCAUUACCGAAAAGAUUGUGUAAUCCACAAAUUAGGAGGUCAUCAUAUCAUUGUCUGGUAUCUGUAGAUGAGGUAGAUGGCAUUAGAAAUAUUGUUUUAGAUGAUCCAAAAACUAGAAAUAGUUUGUCAAUGUCGAUGAUGAGUCAGUUGAUUGAGGAAAUUAAGAGAGAUGAAGAUGAUAAGGAUUUGAGAGUCAUUCUUCUGGAAUCGACUGGUCCAGUUUUCUCUGCUGGACAUAAUUUGAAGGAACUUUCACCUGACAAGAGCUACGUAGAGAAGAAAAGUGUUUUUGACAAGUGUCAUGAAUUGAUCAAGUGUAUUAUUGACUCUCCAGUGCCUGUUGUAUGUAAAGUCAAUGGAUUAGCUGCCGCUGCCGGAUUACAAUUGGUCGCUUCGUGUGACAUUACUAUAUGCAGUAUAAGUAGUACAUUUUCAACACCCGGAAGUUCUUUUGGCAUCUUUUGUUCCACACCAGGAAUUGCUUUAAGAGUAAUUCCUCGUAUGAAAUCAAGUUAUAUGCUUCUUACCGGCUUGCCAAUAACAUCUGAUGAAGCACUGCGUGCAGGAUUGGUGAGCAAAGUUGUUCCACGAGAAGAACUUGAUGACGAAACGGAAAUGAUUUGCAAUGCAAUAAAGUCAAAGUCACGUGCUGUUGUGACACUUGGAAAGAAAUUUUAUUAUGAGCAACUUGGAAUGGGAUUAAAUGAGGCAUACAAAGCUGGAUCAAAAAUAAUGGCAGAUAAUCUGGAACUGUAUGAUGGCAAAGAAGGAAUCAAAAGCUUCAUUGAAAAGAGAAAGCCGGUGUGGAAAGACGAAUAAUUAACAUAGAUCUUUAAUUCGUUAUACUUUAUAGAAAUGAUUGCAUUUAUUAAUUGGUUUUUAAUGGAUUUAAAAAAGUUUUUUUAAUUGACUAUAAACAUAAAAUAUAUCAACAAUGAAUUAUAAGAGAAAUAAUUAAGACUAUUCAUA